Molecule: messenger RNA, 2085 nt
Organism: Ramularia collo-cygni
Lineage: Eukaryota; Fungi; Ascomycota; Dothideomycetes; Mycosphaerellales; Mycosphaerellaceae
Product: probable peroxisomal copper amine oxidase
Exons: 1
Coding region: 1-2085 (694 amino acids)
Biological process (GO): amine metabolic process
Molecular function (GO): primary methylamine oxidase activity; copper ion binding; quinone binding
Source: RefSeq, a predicted model, not a curated record
AUGGUGCUCGAACGACUACAGCAGAUGGCCUCCCAUCUGACCGGCCAAGCUUCCCACACGCACCCUCUCGACCCUUUGACUACUGAAGAGAUCGCGRCCGCAGUUGCCAUUGUCAAACGAGAAUACCCGUCCGUUCAUUUCAACGCUGUUACGCUAUGGGAGCCACGAAAGKCAGAAAUGCAGGCAUGGCUGAGCAGUCCGGCCACUGUCCCGACACCUCACCGCGUUGCCGAUGUCGUGGCAAUUGGAAGAGGCAGUAAGGUAUUCGAUGGUCUGGUCGACCUGAAAGAGGAGCGGAUCGUCAAGUGGGAGCUCACAGAGGGUGUGCAGCCACUCAUUACCAUGGAGGACCUUCAGAUCGUGGAGAGUGUUGUGCGAAAGGAUGCGAAAGUUAUCGAGCAAUGCGGUAUCCUUGGAAUCCCACCUCAAGAUAUGCACAAAGUGUACUGCGAUCCAUGGACAAUCGGCUUUGACGAACGUUUUGGGUCCAAUGUCAGACUCCAGCAGGCUCUCAUGUAUUACAGACCUCAUGUGGACGACAGCCAGUACACCUACCCUCUGGACUUCUGCCCAAUUUUCAACGCAGACACUCAAGAGAUCGUCCACAUCGAUAUACCAAAGGUGCGGCGGCCUUUGAACACUGCGCCUCCGAUCAAUUAUCACGCCGAUGCGAUCAAGCAGGAAGGMGGUUACAGGACAGAUCUUAAGCCGAUACACAUCACUCAGCCUGAAGGUGUUAGCUUUUCGGCAGAUGGCAGGACGCUGAAAUGGCAGAAUUGGAGCGUGCAUGUUGGGUUCAAUUACCGCGAAGGUAUCGUUUUGUCAAACAUCACGUUCAACGACAAAGGAAAUGUACGUCCCGUGUUCUGGCGCAUGUCUCUCGCGGAGAUGGUGGUACCAUACGGCAACCCGGAGCAUCCUCAUCAGCGCAAACACGCAUUUGACCUGGGAGAGUACGGUGGUGGCUACAUGACCAACUCUCUUUCGCUUGGCUGUGAUUGUAAAGGUGCCAUUCACUACAUGGACGCAGCAUUUGUCAAUCGGGCUGGGGAGCCACAGACGAUCAAGAAUGCUAUCUGCAUCCAUGAAGAAGAUGCUGGCAUCUUGUUCAAACACACUGACUUCAGAGACGAGUCCUGCACGGUGACGCGUGCUCGCAAGUUCAUUAUAAGCCAUGUUUUCACCGCAGCUAACUACGAGUAUUGCGUUUACUGGAUCUUCCACAUGGAUGGCACCAUUCAGUUGGAGAUUAAGCUCACUGGAAUACUGAACACCUACGCUCUGGCUCCUGGCGAGAGCGCUGCACCAUGGGGCACUGAGGUGUACCCAGGUGUCAAUGCGCAUAACCAUCAGCACCUCUUUUGCCUGCGACUCGACCCGAAUCUAGAUGGCCCCGAGAACACAAUCUUCCAGGUCGAUGCCGUUCAAGGCGAUGGCGAGGUUGGUAGCAAAGAGAAUCCCUAUGGAAAUGCUUUCUACGCCAAGAAGACCAAGAUGGAGACCAUGGGAAGCGGCAUGAGCGAUUACAAUGGACAGACGAGCCGCACUUGGGAUAUAUCUAACACGAAUAAGAUCAAUCCAUACAGCAAGAAGCCUGUCUCAUACAAACUCGUGAGCAGAGAGGUCCCACCUCUUUUACCAAAGGAGGGAUCUCUGGUCUGGAAGCGAGCUGGUUUCGCUCGACACGCUGUGCAUGUCACGAAAUAUUCGGACGAACAGAUCCAUCCUGCCGGACGUCACGUCCCACAGACGAGUGGAGAGCCAUCUCAAGGCAUUCCCGCGUGGAUCGCCGCUGAUCCGGAUGCCAGCCUGGACAACACAGACGUCGUCCUAUGGCACACCUUCGGUUUGACACACUUUCCCUCCCCGGAGGACUACCCAGUCAUGCCUGCUGAGCCGAUGACUGUUCUGCUUCGGCCAAGGAACUUCUUCACAUCGAACCCAUGUAUGGACGUUCCCCCAUCUCAUUCUAGCACUCCCAGUCAGGUAGCUGCUGGAAAGGCCGGCAUUCGCGGGGCCGUGGACAGCUUGAGUAGACUGGCGUUUGGCGGUAAGCAGGAGAAGGGCGGCAGCAAUGAUUCCUAA